AUGAUGAAUAACAUUCAAAAAGUACCAACAACAAUUCUCAAUGCAAUCAAUGGUGAAAAUUUAUCAUCAGACACGGUCAUAUAUUAUAAAGAAGAUCAAGGUUGGGUGUAUAAGAGAUGCGAUAUUGAUCUCAUCGAUCAAACUCGUGCAAGGAGAACAAACCUCAACGAUGAUAUACGUCCAUUGGAGUCGCUUGGUCCCUUCGGUACUCAACCAACUAACGUCUCAAUAGCUAUUUUACUAGGGACAGAUAUGUAUCAAACAAAAUUUGAUCAAGGAUUAAGUGAACUGGCUCAAUAUGAUGAUAUCGAAUGUGUUGGUCAACAUGCUCCAUUGACACCAGUAACUCUUCAGGGUGCAGCUCGUGACGUUGCACAUAUACCACAUGAUGCAACACACUUUUGUUGGGUUUAUCCACCAGCUGGACUAACUCAGUUAGGUGAUAGAGCAAAGAAAAAGAUAGAUAAGAAAGUGGCAAAAGGUGAUUUAUCCUAUACUUUCCUUGCUUUCGGUGGUUUUGUUUAUUUUCGUGUCGAUGGAUAUAACUACACGAUGUUACAAGCUAAUGCUCUUGUUAAAGCUGACAAUGGUCUUACAUUUCAUGGACCUUUCAAAUGGCGAUCAGUCUACACGGCUCAUUUGGAUAAACAAGGACGAUUUCAGAAUGUCACUGUUUCAUCGAUAUUGGAUUCAGGCAUCAAAUACUAUUGUUUUAUCAAUCCAUAUGAAAAACUUCAGAGUUCUGUUGAUGGCUAUCCAGAUUGGACUCCUGCUAAGAAUGGUGCUUUCGUCUAUUUAUACGAAUCUCCAGCAAAAUCUCAUCCAUAUGAUCGAUAUUUUACUAUUGCCGACGCACCAAUUACAGACCAUAUUGGUACACAAGUCAUGCCAUUUUCAUUAGUUCGCAGAUCCCAAUCCCUUAGGUCAUCAUUACCAUUACUACAGAACUCAGUUACCGAUAAACAAUCAGCUUCAUCUUUACCAAGUUCGAAUGCUGAUAAGGAUAGAUUUAAGUGUUUAAUUUGUUUUGAUCGUACAAUUCAAUGCAUCUUAAUUCCAUGUAAGCAUAUGUGUGCAUGUGCUGAAUGUGCUCAAAUCAUCAAAGAAAAGCAAAAAUCACGUUGUCCAAUAUGUAGACAAACAUUUACUGAAAUAUGGAAUGUGUUUUUGUAAAAAGAGAUCGGAUAUUGAUAAAGACAUCUUUAAUAAAAACUAAACAUGACUAUUCGCUUGCUUCGUUCCUCAGAGCGGGUGAAUACGGAUUGGAUCACGAAAAUGAUGUGAAAGUAUAUUCAACUAGAGGAUGGUGUAUCAAUGUUGUAUAGGGAAAAACCAGACUUCUACAACCGAAGUCCGUAUUUCCCCUAUUAACAUUUAUCGUCCAUAACACACUAUUAAUUAUCGUUUCUGUCGACUUUCACUAUUCAAAAAAGAUCGCGAAAAGGGUGUGAGUGUGAACCUCCUAAAAACUUCAGCU
Rotaria sordida is the source of this 1477-nucleotide messenger RNA. NCBI's taxonomy places the organism in Eukaryota, Metazoa, Rotifera, Eurotatoria, Philodinida, Philodinidae. The record is from the annotation of a GenBank genome assembly.